AUGCCAGGAAUAUGGAGGAAGCUGAAAGAAAUAAAGGGAGAGCUAAAGAAACUGAAUACAAAUGAGUUUGUAGCAGUUGAUGCAAAGGUGAAACAUGCCAGGAAUCAAUUAAAAGAGAUACAAGAGAGAAUAAGAAAUAACUAUCUGCAAACAAAGCUAUUUGAAGAGGAGAAGGAAAUGAAGAAACAACUGGAGAAAUGGGUCAAUAUUGAAGAAAGUAUCUUUAAACAAAAAUUCAGGAAUCAAUGGUUGGAAUUGGGAGACUCAAAUUCUGCUUUCUUCUUUGCCAGCAUGAAGAGUAGAGUUAGUCAAAAAGAGAUUAGAAGUCUGCCGACUGCUACAGGAGAAAUAGUUCAAUCUAUGGAUGCAAUUAAAAAGGAAAUUGUAGAUUUUUACAAAGUUCUACUUGGAUCAUCAGCAACAGCCCUAUCAGUCAUUCAUCCAAGAGUUAUGAAGGAAGGGAAGAUACUAAAUAGAGAGCAACAGUUGAAACUCAUUGAACCUGUCAGAGAAGAGGAAGUGUACAAAGCUUUGAAGAGUAUUAAUGAGUUAAAAGCACCAGGAUGUGAUGGAUUCGACUCACUGUUCUUCAAAAAAACAUGGGAUAUCACUGGUCAGGAGAUCAUAAAGGCAGUCUUGCAAUUCUUUACUACAGGGGAAAUGUAUCGACCUAUCAAUGUAACAACAGUCACUUUGAUACCUAAGGUGCAACAUCCCUCAACCAUCGGAGACCUAUAUCUUGAUGUAUAG
Messenger RNA from Nicotiana attenuata, 750 nucleotides. RefSeq lists its product as uncharacterized. Lineage: Eukaryota; Viridiplantae; Streptophyta; Magnoliopsida; Solanales; Solanaceae. Bases 1 to 750 code for a protein of 249 amino acids. The transcript has a single exon. The record is from RefSeq and is a predicted model, not a curated record.